Molecule: messenger RNA, 1134 nt
Organism: Dufourea novaeangliae
Lineage: Eukaryota; Metazoa; Arthropoda; Insecta; Hymenoptera; Halictidae
Gene: Mocs2B
Product: molybdopterin synthase catalytic subunit
Exons: 8
Coding region: 1-1134 (377 amino acids)
Biological process (GO): Mo-molybdopterin cofactor biosynthetic process
Cellular component (GO): cytosol
Molecular function (GO): molybdopterin synthase activity
Source: RefSeq, a predicted model, not a curated record
AUGAAGUAUUGCAAAUUACAUUUUAAAGAAAUAAUUAAUUUAGCAAUUGCUCCAAAUUGUGGAGCUAUAUCUAAUUUUAUUGGUAUUACUCGGGAUAAUUUUGACAACAAAAAAGUUUUAAAAUUAGAGUAUGAAGCAUACGAACCAAUGGCUUUAAAGGAGAUGAAUAACAUUUGUGCUAAAAUUCGUUCUCAGUGGAAUGUUCAUCACAUUGUUAUAUAUCAUCGACUAGGAGAAGUACCAGUAUCAAAAGCAAGUGUAAUAAUUGCUGUUUCAUCUCCUCAUAGAGAAGAAUCAUUAAAAGCUAUUGAAUACGCUAUCAAUGCACUGAAAUCUUCAGUGCCUAUUUGGAAAAAAGAAAUAUAUGAUACACAAGAAACACAAUGGAAAGAAAACCAAGAAUGUGCCUGGUCCAACACUCAUGAUAUAAAACAUCUACAAGUAUCUGAAGAUGUGAUUACACUGUCAGAUCAGACUGAAGAAACUGUAUUAGGAAGUACGGAUGUAUGCGAAGGUGAGGGAGAGGAGGAAGAAGUGUCUAAUGUUGAAAUAGAUCCAAAUCUUGUCCAAAUUUGUGCUACAAAUGAAGAACUAAAUCACAGAAUAACAUCUUUUAUCGAAAGAAAACGGCAACAAGUAAAUAUCGUGAAUGUACAAGAAUUCUGUUACCACAGGGAAGAAAAUGAUGAAAAUGAAGAUUCUUGUGCAAGAGUAGAUGCUAUUCUUAUUAGACGAAAAGAUUCUAAAAGUCAUGUUAAAGUACACAGGGUGCUUAAUGCAUGGGGACCACAAACAGUUGAUCAAUCUAUAUUACGUAAAGCAACCAUGUCAGGAAUGAAUCAAAGAAACAAUUAUUGUUCAUCUGUAUUGGAUGACAGAAUAUCAACCACUGAAAGAAUUCUUGGCAUAAAUCGACCUGUUCCCAAAGAUGUCUAUGAACGACUCAAAACUAUUGAGGAUCGAAUACUAUACUUAGAAGGCAUAUCUCCAGAAUAUAAAGAUUUUUGGAAGUCAGAGGACAUUAAUAGUCUCAAAGGAACUUUCAAACCACUUAGGAAAAGAACAUACUCCAUGGCAGAACUUGACUCCAAACUGCAUGAAUUAGAAGAUAAAUAUGUCAAAAGAAUAAAAUAA